UUUAUCUGUAUUUAAUUAUUUUAUACAUUACGAUAAUUUGGUCCAUGGAUGAAGGAUAUUGACCACAGGUAAUAUAAAAUUCAAAUCUAAAACCUGAACGCUAUGUCGUGCGCAGCGUCCAUCAGGAAGCGAAUGCGCAUGCGCCAUUGAAAGAGCACAGGCACGUUUAUGCAGCGUACUCUUUUUCUUCGACAUCAUAUACAUUUAACAUGUAUGAUGGUUCACACACUCAUACGUAUCUCUCUAUCUGUAUUUGAGAUGAGGUGGUAUCAAACAUCAUGUAGGAUGUAGUGGGGAUCAUGUAUAUACAAUCAAAUGACGAAAAACGUGGUCCAGCAGACGUGGAGGGAAAUAGACUUACUUAGUAACGUAUCGCGAAGCGGCAAAUACUUUUACUUCACGGCCCUUGUUCUGAUAUUUAAAACUGAAACAGUAUUCCUAUCAUAGCUUAUCUUGCUAGCGGAAAUUCAGAGUAUCAAAUUUAGAUUGUAUAAGCAAAAAUAUUUAUGGAAUAUAUUGUUAAAAUUUAUAAAAUAAACAAAAGUAAUCAUAACAAAUCUACUUUUCUUUUAAGUAUCAACUGCAAAGAUGGGUAUUAAUCCAAUGAAAUGGAAAACCAGAAACGUGUUGUAUACCAGCCUAGCACUUUUUAUUUUUUACAUAGUUUUUGUGUAUAAAAAGAAACACCAAGUAAUGUUCGAAGCUACAAUUCGCGACUCAAACCCUAUUCACGUAUGGGAAUUUGUUGCAGACUUUAGUAACAUGAAAAAAUUAAAUCCGACAAUAGAAGAUUUUAACGUUAUUGCGGAAAGUGGCAAUUAUGAUCAUUGGAAAUAUUCGGUUGAAUAUACAGAACAUUUGAGUCACAUACCAAUUAUUCGAAAUGUAGCGCAGGGACAUUACGCUAUACGUCAGGAUAAUAACGGUUAUUUGAUCACGUCAAAACAUCACACAUGUUUCUUUCCCAAAUUCGGAUGCUUGGAAUCGAUCUCACAAUUCAGAUUUGACCGAGACGGAUCGAAUGAUACAAAAUGCAUGGAAACUGUACAAUACGAAUGUCCAAUCGCAUUUUCACAGCUGUGUUACAAAGAAGUUAUGUAUCAACGAGAGGAAAUUAUGAAAAGAUUGGAAUUAGAAUUUUCUAAGAAUAAAGUUAAAAAUAAUUGAUGACAUAUAAUAAUUGUAACAUAUAACUUUGUUAUUUUUAUAAAUUGUACUCUAACUCAUAUUGUUAAUCUUGAUACAAUUGUUGUAA
Molecule: messenger RNA, 1255 nt
Organism: Megachile rotundata (alfalfa leafcutting bee)
Lineage: Eukaryota; Metazoa; Arthropoda; Insecta; Hymenoptera; Megachilidae
Source: RefSeq, a predicted model, not a curated record